ACCAGGCCUGAAAUUUCAGAUUUCUCUCGAGGCCUACAAUGGGCAUCGAUGGAAGAUUGGGUUUUGCAUUAAAAAGCGAUGACUUUUCUUUUGGGUCUUUCAUUUUCUUUAUGGGCUUUCCUUCGCUUUCUUUCUCAUUUUCUCUCUUGCCUAAACCCUUAUCAACUCAGAAUUUCCUGUUUCUCUUUCCCUUGCUUUUUCUUUAUCUCUGAAAUCUAACUGCGGAUUAAAGUUCAAACAGUUGUUCCUGCCUAAACGCGUAGACAAAUUACACUGGUAACAGAAUGGGGCGCAAUUCGUCCAACUAUUCAGAGUCUCCAGUUAGGAGGCGAGGGUCUCCUCAUAGGAGGAGUCCAUCACAUAGAGAAAGAUCACCUGCGAGGCAUAAGAGCUUGCAUAAAGGAAGCUCCCCUGUAAGAGAAAAGUCUCCUUCUGGGCACAGGAGUUCUCACAGGGACCAUUCUUUGGAAAGAGAAAAACAUUCUGGCCAUACUAAGUCUCCAAAGCAUGCUAGUCCAUGCUCUCCCUCCCCCCGGACAAAGAGAUUGAGGAGAGCACAGGCUGAAAAGGAGGUUGAGAAAGCAAAGGAUAGGGAGUAUGAGAGAAACCAUAGCAGGGGUAGUGAGAAGAGUAUACGUAAGGAAAGAGCUUCGGGGAAGGAAAGGAUUUCCAAGAGGGAAAUGGGGGGUGACAAAAGGGAGAGACGGUCAGGAAGAGAUGAUACUAACAGCAAGUCUGGUAGAGGAAGACAUGAGCGGUCUAUUUCUCCAUCUGAUCUUCACCACAGGAGCAGGCAUAGAUCUCGUUCACCUGCAUCAAAUUCAAGAGCUCGGGAUGAGUGUGACAAAAAUUUGUCGUUUCAGGUGACUAAUUUGAGAGGUGCUGAACAAGGCGGGAAUGAUGAAGAUGAUUCUGUGGCUAAUAUGAAGGCAGCUGAGGAGGCUUUGGAAGCAAAACAAAAGCAAAAACCUACAUUUGAGUUAUCCGGAAAGCUUGCAGCAGAAACCAACAGGGUUAGAGGUGUGACUCUGCUGUUCAAUGAACCCCCUGAUGCUCGAAAACCCAAUAUAAGAUGGCGACUCUAUGUUUUCAAAGCUGGUGAAGUACUAAACGAGCCCCUUUAUAUACAUCGUCAAAGCUGUUACCUUUUUGGGAGGGAAAGACGAGUAGCAGACAUACCUACGGACCAUCCAUCCUGCAGCAAGCAACAUGCUGUCAUUCAAUUCCAGCAAGUAGAGAAAGAGCAACCUGAUGGUACAUUAACCAAGCAAGUAAGGCCUUAUAUAAUGGACCUUGGAAGCACUAAUAAAACUUUUAUCAAUGACAAUCCUAUCGAACCUCAACGUUAUUAUGAACUUUUUGAGAAAGACACCAUUAAAUUUGGUAAUAGUAGCCGAGAGUAUGUUCUACUGCAUGAGAACUCUUCCCAGUGACGGGUAUUGACAGGCCACCACGGCCAUACGAAUUCGUAUCUUGAAUUGGGAAUAGUUUUGUUGUCAACAUGUUUAUUACAAAAUACAAGGAAUGUUAUCAUAGUAUUCAUUUUUCCUCAUUUGAGAAUGGAGAAGUCUCUUGUAGAACUAGAUGUACGGAUUUAAUCCAGUUCAUGCUAGUGUAUGCUAAUGUUCCCUCUUGAAAGUAGGCAGUGCCUUUACUUUCUCUGUGCUAUCUUCUUUAUAUGGUACAUAUUGUGUUAUAACUAGCCAAGAAUAAGUGAAAGUAAAUGAUGCAGGGACAAAAUGAUGGGAUCCAUUUAUGUGUUUUUGGCAGUCUUAAAACCUAAUGGCCACUGCAUAUAUAUACAUACAUACAUAUAUAUAAGCAAUAUCGCGUCAUUUAUAAAAGUUGGUAUACAACAGGUCUCUUUUCCGGUUGCAGUUUUUUUUGUACUAAAAUGAGUUUUCGUUUUCCUUUUAUUCUUUAAAUAUUUAAUGUGGCACAUAAU
Messenger RNA from Durio zibethinus, 1945 nucleotides. RefSeq lists its product as uncharacterized. The record is from RefSeq and is a predicted model, not a curated record. Gene Ontology annotation, molecular function: protein binding. Lineage: Eukaryota; Viridiplantae; Streptophyta; Magnoliopsida; Malvales; Malvaceae.